Messenger RNA from Gekko japonicus, 1806 nucleotides. It is a transcript of the gene SLC24A4, whose product is annotated as solute carrier family 24 (sodium/potassium/calcium exchanger), member 4. Lineage: Eukaryota; Metazoa; Chordata; Lepidosauria; Squamata; Gekkonidae. Gene Ontology annotation, molecular function: calcium, potassium:sodium antiporter activity; calcium channel activity. Gene Ontology annotation, biological process: calcium ion transmembrane transport; intracellular calcium ion homeostasis; sensory perception of smell. The coding region runs from base 16 to 1806 and encodes 596 amino acids. Gene Ontology annotation, cellular component: membrane. The record is from RefSeq and is a predicted model, not a curated record. The transcript is spliced from 18 exons.
CGCAAGCGGCGGGAGAUGCUCCUGCAACAGCUGGGCUUCGUCUGCGCGAUCCUCUUCUUCGUGUGGUGCAUGUCCGCCCUGCUGUCCAAGAUAGGACAAGAGUCAACUAUUGUCGACACAAGCAUUGUGUCAGACUCAUGGAGGAAUCGAAGACUGAUGGCAUCAAAUGACACGUCGGUGGAAAAAGAGAACUGCACACCGCCAGCCAUUCAUGAAUUUCCAGAUGAUGUAUUCAAAAACAAGGAGAGACAGCAAGGAGCCGUGCUGCUUCAUAUCAUUGGUGCUCUGUAUAUGUUCUAUGCCUUGGCCAUUGUAUGUGAUGACUUCUUUGUUCCAUCUUUAGAGAAAAUUUGUGAGAAACUACAUUUGAGCGAAGAUGUUGCGGGAGCCACAUUUAUGGCUGCAGGAAGCUCAACCCCAGAAUUAUUUGCUUCAGUCAUAGGUGUGUUCAUCACUCAUGGUGAUGUAGGAGUUGGAACCAUUGUUGGUUCGGCAGUUUUCAAUAUCCUCUGCAUAAUUGGAGUUUGCGGGAUUUUUGCUGGACAGGUGGUCCGUCUAACCUGGUGGUCUGUGUGCAGGGAUUCAGUUUACUACACACUGGCUGUGAUUGUACUUAUUGCGUUUGUAUAUGAUGAGAAAAUUGUAUGGUGGGAAAGUCUUGUCCUCAUCAUUAUGUACUUGUUCUAUAUACUUAUCAUGAAGUACAAUGUGAAAAUGCAGAAGUUCUUCACGAUCAAAAGCAUGAAUGUUGGGAAUGGCAAUACUGUCACCAGUGAACUGGAAGAUGGUAAUGAUGAAUCUUAUGACAUUAGCUGUGAUGACCCAUCAGUGCCAUUGCUGUGGAAAGUAAAGGGAACGCAACCAUAUGGCCAAAACUCCGUGGUGAUGGUCGAUGAGAUAAUUUGUUCCAGUCCUCCGAAAUUCCGUUUUCCUGAAGCUGGCUUGCGAGUAAUGAUAACGAAUAAAUUUGGACCAAGGACCAGGCUACGGAUGGCGAGUCGGCUGAUUAUUAAUGAGCGCCAGCGACUGAUCCACUCCACCAAUGGCAAAGUGCUCCAGAAUGGGAAACAUGAAAAUAUUGAAAAUGGGGCCAUACAUGUUGAUAACCAAGAAGAGCCAGAAGACGACAAAAAAACCCCUCCAGGAUUGCUUCCUGACGCAAAAUUACUCCUUCCUCUUUCACUUUAUCCAGAAGGAAAACUUGAAAAAGUCAGAUGGGUUCUGACAUGGCCAUUGAUAGUCCUCCUUUUCUUCACCGUCCCAAACUGCAGCAAACCACGGUGGGAGAAAUGUUUCAUGGUGACCUUCAUUUUAUCUACUUUGUGGAUUGCUUUGUUUUCUUACUUCAUGGUGUGGUUGGUUACGAUAAUUGGAUACACUCUGGGGAUCCCUGAUGUUAUCAUGGGCAUUACCUUCCUAGCUGCAGGAACCAGUGUACCAGACUGCAUGGCCAGUUUAAUAGUAGCAAGACAAGGACUUGGUGAUAUGGCUGUGUCCAAUACCAUUGGCAGCAAUGUGUUUGACAUUCUGGUGGGCCUUGGAGUACCAUGGGGCUUGCAGACUAUGGUUGUCAAUUACGGCACAGCUGUUAAGAUCAACAGCAAAGGACUAGUCUAUUCUGUUGUGCUCCUCUUAGGAUCAGUAGCUCUCACCGUGGCUGGGAUCCACUUAAAUAAAUGGAAACUUGACAAGAAACUGGGCUUCUGUGUCCUCUUUCUUUACGCAAUCUUCUUGUGUUUUUCGAUAAUGAUUGAGUUCAACGUCUUCACUUUUGUGAACAUUCCAAUGUGCCGAGAAGAUGACUGA